AUGGCGACGUCAGCCGCGGUGGCUGCCCUGACUGGAGAUUGCGACGACGACUGGGCUUCUGGAGAGGAGCGGUGGAGUUCACACCUACAUGAAGGAAGGGAGGACAAGUGGAAGUGGGUGGCAGAAGACGAGGGAUGUUACACUGUGAAAUAUGCGUAUUCCUUCUUACAGGGACAUGAGCUUGAAGAAGAGGUGCUAGUGUUUGUUAAUCUCUGGAGAGGCCUAGCACCCUCAAAUGUGCUAGCCUUUGUGUGGAAGUUUCUAUGGGGAAUGCUCCCAUCAAAAUGCAACCUGGCCCAUAGGGAAAUUCUACCGCAAGGUGCUUCUAUGCUGUGUCAUUUCUGCCAGGAAGUGAAUGAGACUUCUGAGCACUUGCUUCUUAAUUGCCCCUUCUCUUCGCAGGUGUGGAAAUUUUACCGCAGGUGGAUGGGCAUCUGUACAUUUCAGCCAAGAGAUAGCAGGGAGCAUUUUGCACAGCAUGGUGGCGAGUUGACCACGAGAAAUCAGCGUCAAGGUGCCCAAACGGUGUGGUUCGCUGUUCUGUGGUCAAUAUGGAAGAUGAGAAACAAUUUGAUUUUCCGAAAUGGGGAAAAAGAUGUUGAACGUGUGUGGGAUUUGGCUCAAUUGCGAGCUUGGAAUUGGCUCAAAUCAAGAUGUCCCAAGUUCAAGUUCUCAGUCUAUGAAUGGAUCAGCAAUCCAAGGUAUUGCCUAGAAAGUUUGUGA
This is a messenger RNA of Lotus japonicus, 723 nucleotides long. RefSeq lists its product as uncharacterized. The record is from RefSeq and is a predicted model, not a curated record. The transcript has a single exon. Bases 1 to 723 code for a protein of 240 amino acids. Lineage: Eukaryota; Viridiplantae; Streptophyta; Magnoliopsida; Fabales; Fabaceae.